UACUUUCCUUAUUGGGGAUUUAUGGAUAUUUUAUUAUGUCAGCAGACAGGGUAACCUUUCGUGGUGGUGGUUGUCGCUGAUAGCGAAACGAGAAAACCGGUGCUGCUGCUGCUUCUUCCCACACAACGUCAACAUCAACGUUGUAAAUACUCAGCAAGAAUGGAGUCGCUGUCAUCAGAAAUCCCCUCGGAGAUCCCGUCAGAGAUCGUAUCUCCACACUACUUCACGCCUGGAAUACUGUCAGGGCUGAUAGUGUCGCUGCUACUCAUUGCGAUCCUCGUCACUGCGAUUUCAUGGAUGCUCUCCCUAGACAUCAGUUACGGGUCAUUUGAGAAGAAGGUUGAUAGUAAAAAGACGAAAUAGAGAUGCUACGGGUGUUUU
Molecule: messenger RNA, 381 nt
Organism: Williopsis jadinii
Lineage: Eukaryota; Fungi; Ascomycota; Saccharomycetes; Phaffomycetales; Wickerhamomycetaceae
Gene: VOA1
Product: Voa1p
Exons: 1
Coding region: 160-363 (67 amino acids)
Source: RefSeq, a predicted model, not a curated record